This is a messenger RNA of Knipowitschia caucasica, 681 nucleotides long. The record is from the annotation of a GenBank genome assembly. Lineage: Eukaryota; Metazoa; Chordata; Actinopteri; Gobiiformes; Gobiidae.
AUGUUUGACUUUGAGAUGAGGAUCAACGAGAACGUGCUGCUGGCGGGAAACAGGGUCGUGCUCGUGCCCUACACCCGCGCGCACGUGCCCAGGUACCAUGUGUGUGUGUUCAGGUACCAUGUGUGGAUGCAGAGCCCUGAGCUACAGACUCUGACAGCGUCUGAGCCUCUCUCUCUGCAGCAGGAGUAUGACAUGCAGACGAGCUGGAGCCAGGACGAGGACAAGCUGACCUUCAUACUCCUGUCCUCUGAGCUCUGGUCUGACCCCUCCGUCCCUGAGGAGCAGUGCAUGAUGGGAGACGCCAACCUGUUUGUGACCGACCCCACUGACACCAGCAAGGCGGAACUAGAGGUUAUGAUCGCUGAGCCUCAGUUCAGGGGCCGUGGUAUCGGGACAGAAGUGGUCUUCAUCCUGAUGAGCUACGCCGUCUCUAAACUAGGCAUCAUGAGGUUCCAGGUGAAGAUCGGUUUGGGAAAUCUCAUCAGCAUCAACAUGUUCAAGAAACUGCGCUUCACGGAGGUUUCCACAUGUAGAGUUUUUAACGAGGUCACGAUGGAGCUGGAGGUGGAUCCCUCGGUCCGGACCUGGAUCCUGGACCAGACUUCAAAGGUCCAAGAGCGAGACUAUGGAUCCGAGAGGGCUGCAAGAACCAAGACUGAAGCAGGUUUAAAGCAGGACUAA